UUUGUCUUGCCAGCAUUAAAACCAGGGCGAUCGAGUAAGAAAGCGUCAGUUUACCGAAAUCUUUCGAUCGGAAAGUGUAGAUAUCAGUCAUGAGGUCUGCUGUUGCCUUAGUUGCUGUAAUCAUCGGCGUCGCUGCCGCUGGAAGGGUCCGACGAGGUGGCGCCAGUGUAGGCGGUUUCGGUGGAGGCUACGGCUAUGGAGGAGGCAACAGUUAUGGCGGGUAUGGAGGAGGAUCGGGAGGUGUCCACGUGUUGUUGGCAGGGAAUGGGGGUGCGGGGUAUGGCAGCGCAGGAGCCCCAGCCCACGUCCUGAAUGCCGGCGGCGGCCUCGGUUUCUACCCUUCGACUUACGGAGCCCAGCAGGAAUGGUACUACAAUGCCGCCAUCCACGCCGGAGACCCAUACGCAGCCAAGACCAUCGGUGCCGGGAACUACGCCAUCCAGUCCGCUGACGCAGCCGCGGCGGAUGCGGCACAUGGCGUCAUCGCCCAGGCUAACGAUCCCAACAUCGCCAAUGCAGUCUCGUACCUCACGCACCACGCUGACGCAGCUGCCCUAGACGCAGCUGCUCACAGUGGAGCCGCUUACAUCGUGACCCAUGCUGACCCUGUGCCUUCUUAUCACUGAAAGAUCUGACCCGCAGGGGUCCCAAACUCUCAGUUGGGAUCUAUCUGGUGAAGGAUGCUUCUAACAACAAUAACUUUUAUACUUUAAUUUCAUCAUUUCUAUUUGAACCAAACAAAAAUCGUCACUUAACUCCAAGAAGACUCAACUUCUAAUCCUGUGGAAAUUUUUCUCUUUCGGUAUUGUUCGCUACUUACAAGUCAAAAUAUUUCUAUAACAGUCAUUGUUAUCCACUGAAAACUCUUAUUUAUUUUGAUGAAUCUUGUUCAUUAUCAAGGUAAAAUGCUUUUUUUUUAAUUACUUCUGUUUAUUCGAGAAAGACGUUCACAAUAUGCAUUCGUCUCCAGCAAAGGGAUUGUGUGUGUUUUCUUCCGUCCACAAAGAGAUAAAUAAAAUGCUUAGUGUUAAGGUACAAA
Molecule: messenger RNA, 1039 nt
Organism: Macrobrachium nipponense
Lineage: Eukaryota; Metazoa; Arthropoda; Malacostraca; Decapoda; Palaemonidae
Exons: 3
Coding region: 90-626 (178 amino acids)
Source: RefSeq, a predicted model, not a curated record